AUGUCGCCGCACCUCAAGCCGUUGCUGCUACCGCAGCUCGUGGAAGAGCGCCGCAAAUUCGACAGCAAGGCCAGCCCCGACGCCGCCGACCUGUCGCACGUCUACUACAUGACCAAUUCCUCCUCGUCCGAUGUCGCCUCGCCCGUCACCCCGACAUUCUCCCCCCGAGGCCACCAGCGCUUCCCGAGCUCCUCGUCGUCGCUCGAACUGCUGCCGCAGCCACCGCAGGAGAGCCCAGCGUCGUCGCCCUCGGCCCAAUAUGUCUCGGCCAAGUCUGAGAAGCGUCAGCUUCCCGACGUCCAGGAAGACCCCAUGGAGCUCUACGAGGACGACAGCAGCCCCUCGUCAGAGCACUUUGGCCUCUACAGCUGUCUUUGUGAUGCAGACUGCCAGCACCGCAACAGCUCCGAGGGCUUGUUCUCCGACGACAUGACGGGCGACUUUGACAUCGACUACGACAUGGGCUUUCUCAGCGACGGCGACUGCUCAACCGACCCUCGCCAGUCCGCCAAGAAGAAGUCAAGCGACAACUCGCCUUUUGCCGGCCUGACGUCUCGCCUCGGCUCGCGUCUGCCCACCAUCAAGCGCUGGCGGUCGAGUAGGCGUGCCAAUCUCAAAUCCUCGCCCACUGCCGACCUGAGCCUCGAGAACGUGCUCUCGUCCAGCCGCUCCUCGUCCAUGUCGGCCUCGAACCAGCAGAGUCCCGACCGUUUCCAGGACUUUUCGAUUGCCCCCCGUAUGGCUUCCAGCUCUACUAUGUCCUACUAUGGCAGUGCCGAGGACCUCAGCAGGUCAUCCAUGGUUGAGAUGACCCUGGAGGAGCAGUCGAGCCUCGAGCGCGACCGCUCCUUGGCCACGACGCCUCUUCUUCCCCCUCUUCUCACCGAUCCGCUCGGCAAGCCACCGCAGGAGUCGCCCCUCCAGUCACCCACUGUGGCGCCCGUGUCGGCCACGGCGCUUCCCACCACGCCCCAGCCGCCGCCGCCGCCCUACUCGCGCCCGUCGCUCAGCAGCCGGCCGUCUACCACGUCUCUGCGCCAAGUGCCCACGGGCACGGAGCUCCCCCUACCGCUGCCUGCCAUCUUGCAGGAGCACGACGAAUGGUCCGACCGCCUGGGCCACGCCAACUUCACCAUCACGCCCCUGCCCUACGAGCUGGAAACUCUCUCGGCGGAAACGGUGGGCAAGUUCCGAAAGGACUGGGACGCGGCGCGGGUCAACUAUACCAAGCACCUUGUGCGGACAGGCGAGCACUACGGCCAGACGAGCAAGAUCUAUGCCCUGACCGAGGCCAAGUGGGCCGAGACGGAGCGACGGUGGAAAACCAUCUACAGCGACAUUGUCCGCCAAAACAGCCGCUCCGCCCCGGGCUCCGCCAGCCACUCGCGCAGUCACAGCCGGGGUCGUGGGCGCGGCCGCUCCAGCAGCUCCGUGGGCGUCGUCGGGCGCAUGCAUUCCCACGACGACUCGUUCGACGACCUGCAGUGGCGACGCGUGGAAGACUGCCUCCCUAGCGUCGUGCCGCGGAUGCUCGAGUCCCUGGACGCGCAGGGCAAGUUCCCCUGCCGAGGCGACGAGGACAUUGUCGGCCCCAUGCAGCGGGACGCCGUCAUGGUUCGAACUCGAAGCGAGGACGCCAAGGGCCGCUUCUGGAGGAGCCUGGCCGACAAGGUCGGUUUCCGCAAGUGA
This is a messenger RNA of Hirsutella rhossiliensis, 1689 nucleotides long. RefSeq names its product only proline and serine are matching in the corresponding protein. Bases 1 to 1689 code for a protein of 562 amino acids. Lineage: Eukaryota; Fungi; Ascomycota; Sordariomycetes; Hypocreales; Ophiocordycipitaceae. The transcript is spliced from 2 exons. The record is from RefSeq and is a predicted model, not a curated record.